AUGCGUCGUUCUUUCUCACAUCGGUUUCGCGAAAUAAAGGGCGCUGGGGCAAUUACUUUCAAGAGGUUUCUACACUCUCAAUCAACAUUGGCAGACAAUGGACCGGAUACCCCGCAUGGCGACAGCGAGGUUCUCGGUGCUCAAUCCACAUCACAAGAUGAGCCUCGCGAUCUCUGGGACCGAGCAGAAAAGGCUCUGCGAGACAGUUCCGAUGACCAGACGAGAAAGGUCAUGGAGACAUAUUUGUCGAUUCUGGAAUCAGAGCUGGGAUUUGCGAUUGCGGGGAUGACAUCUUUUGAUCGCCAGAAGCAGUUGUCUAAUUUCACUGUCAACAGAAUCCAAGCUCUUGAGAAAAAGAAAUGGAAAGUUCGACUACGCGAAAAUCACGUUUCUAUCGAAAGUAUCUUGACUGGGAUUGUGAAUAAUGUGCUGGCUGUGAGGGAUAUCGUUUCCCCGGCGGCUUCUGCAGAUCCGCAUGUUGCGCUGGCUUGCGCAGGAGUCACAGUGAUUUUAUCACUGCUCAUUCGAUCAGUGAACGAGCACAAGGCGCUACUAUCUGGCUUUGACUAUACGUCAAAACUGAUCUGCCAAUUCAAUGUGAUUGAGAAACUGUACUUGUCACGCAAAGAUGUUGUUCUUGCCAGCGCGGACGAUGCUGGCCGGUUUGCGACUGAGUUCGAAGCCAGUAUGCUGGAUCUCUAUUCAGGAGUUCUGGAGUUCCAAGCCCGAGCUCUGUGUCACCUUUCUAGACACCCGAUCAGACAGAAAUUCAAAGAGACGUUUGCAGUCAACAGUUGGAAGGAAAAACUAGCGGAUAUUAAGGACUCAGAGACGCUGUGCAGGAACUUCACUUCGGUCAUUGACUCAGCAAAAUUGCACAGUGGCCUGGAAAAGCAUGAGCGAAGUCUUUUAGAGGUGCGGGAAAAUACCAAUGACAUCCUGGACACCCUGAGAAGGCACAAAAACCCUCAAACUGCUUCUGCUCGGGAUGAGCUUCUCAAGGCGCUUUAUACUUCCCGCUAUGAGGAUCACAAAGACAGAAACCAGGAAUCAGUCGAGGGCACAUGUCAAUGGUUCACAAAUCAUCCUCUAUUUCAAGGGUGGAGGGACAAUCCAUCAUCUUGCUUGCUUUGGGUUUCUGCAGACCCUGGCUGUGGGAAAUCAGUGCUGGCAAAAAGUCUAGUCGACCACGAGAUUCGGGGGUCUGAAAAGCGGAUCGUCUGCUACUUCUUUUUCAAAGAUGAUCAUACGGAGCAAAAGAGUGCAGUGAAUGCCUUGUGUGCCAUGCUACGCCAAUUGUUUCUCCAGAAUGACAAGCUUUUGCACAAAUCCAUACUUGAAGAUUUCAGGACAGAUCCAGGUUGGCUUACCAAGUCUUUCUCCAGCUUGUGGGACUUGCUGCUCAAAGUAGCGAGCGGCCCGAAUGCCGGGGAAAUCGUUUGUGUUCUAGACGCUCUGGACGAGUGUGAGGAGAGUGAACGUGCUCAACUCACGCAAGCUUUGAACAGGUUCUACCGCAGGGAGAACAGCAAGUCGUGGUUAAAAUUCCUGGUAACGAGUCGGCCAUAUGCUCAUAUACAGCGCGAGUUUCAACCUCUGAAGAAUCGCGUUCCAGAAAUCCACCUGAGCGGCGAAGACGAUGUUGAGACAGAGAAGAUCUCCAAUGAGAUCAAUCUGGUUAUUCAGACCCGCGUUGAGGAAAUGGGGGAUCGUCUGCAGCUUGACAAUCACGAACGCGUGUUUCUUCGCAAUCAGCUUCUGCUUAUCUCUCAUCGGACAUAUCUUUGGGUCACUCUGAUCUUUGACGUGAUUGAGAACAGCAUCAGCUACACGAAUUCGAAAGUACAAGAGAUCAUUCGCACACUCCCUAGGACAGUUGACGAAGCGUACGAGAACAUCCUGGCUCGGAGUCCCGACCAGGCAAAAGCCCAAAAACUUCUCCAUAUUGUUGUCUCUGCUGUCAGACCCAUGACCCUCAAAGAGAUGAGGAUCGCCCUUGCAAUAGGCCCAACUGACCGUACGUACGAGGAUCUCGAUCUUGAGUCGGAGACACGGUUUCCCACCGUGGUGAGAAAUCUAUGCGGGCUGUUUGUGACCAUCAUCGAUUCAAAAAUAUAUCUGUUGCACCAGACUGCAAAGGAGUUUUUAGUGAAGAAGGCAGGGUGUACAUCCAAACCAAGCGCGGAGCGGAGAUCCUCAACAAAUUAUAGAGCUGUCGAAAAUCAGCCGCAUAGCGAUAUCGCCUUCCCUAAAUGGAAGCAUUCUCUGGUGCCAACCGAAUCAAACAACAUUCUCAAUGACAUAUGCAUUGCAUAUCUUUUGUUUGAGGACUUUGAGUCUUGCCCGGAGAAGCUUCUCACGGAAUAUACCCAAGAACAUGAUUUCUUAGAAUACGCAGCCAAGAACUGGGCCGAGCACUUUCGUAAGGCGUCGAGCGAAAGGCAGUCAGCGGCUUUGAAAUCAGUGAUCGAAGUGUGCACUCUAGGUUGCAGGCGAUUUGAUGUGUGGUUUUCUAUACACCAGGGAAGCUCUCACCUGUCGAGUUGGAACGAGUCUCACAUCUCUGACCUUUUAUUGGGAUCGUAUUUUGGCCUGGAAUUAAGAGUCAAGGCUCUAAUAGACAGUACUGGUCAAGGAUUGGAUGACAGGGGCUCGUUCUUUGAUGGGUCUGCUUUGACAUUGGCAGCUAAAGGUGGACACGAGCAAGUUGUGAAUCUACUCCUGGAUGCGGGAGCUGGUGGUGAACCCUCUGACAUCAAGGAGGGAUUGUACCAGCCUUUGGAGGAGGCUGCUAUCAAUGGACAUGCCCAGGUUGUGGAAAUUCUUCUGGGCCGGGAAAAGGAAUUCCUUGAUGCAGCAUACCAUUCGAAAUCGAUGGCACUCUGGGAGGCAGCAGGAAAUGGCCACGAGAAAGUUGUGAGACUUCUGCUAGCAUCCGGGGCUGAUGCAAAUGGUGAUUCCCCAGAUAAAUCGCCGCUCUCGACAGCCGCGGAAAAUGGCCAUUUGGAGAUCGUGAGGCUCCUGCUGAAACAAAAAGGAAUUGACCCGACGUGGCAGAGUGCAGCGGGUAAUACACCACUUAGUCUGGCUGCAGCAGGCGGUCAUGAUACACUAGUCAAACUUCUUCUCUGCGUCGAGGGGGUUGACCCGGAUUGCCGGAAUCACGAAGGCUAUUCGCCUUUAUCCUGGGCCGCAGGGGGAGGUCACAUUGAAGUAGUCAAGCUUUUGAUCGCAACAAACGCUGUCCAACUUGACGCGAAAGACUCGUGCGAGCGCCGAACCCCACUCCUCUCGUCUCUUAUAGCAGGGCACGAUUCAAUAUCCAAGCUCCUGCUCGACAGUGGGGCCCAAGAUAUUGACUAUGGUGAUUCCAUUUUAGGUGGCCGCACCGCGUUGUCAAUCGCCGCCGAGCGUGGCAACGAGGUCCUAUCCAAUCUCCUGUUAGAUACGGGAAAAGUCAAUCCUAAUUCUAAGUCCACCUACAAUCGUACGCCGCUUUCAUACGCCAGUGAAAGCGGGGCCACUGGUAUUGUCAGGCGGCUAUUGAAUACAGAAGGCGUGGACCCUGACCUCACCGACACCAAUUACGGGCGAACACCACUCUCAUGGGCGGCAGCAAAAGGUCAUUUCGAGGUGGUCCAGCUAUUUUUGCAGUCACCUGGGAUUGAUCUGAGGUCUCGUGAUUUCCUUUAUCGACGCACGCCGCACUUAUGGGCCCUUUCGCAUAACCAUUCAGAUGUCGCUCAUAUAAUCCGAGAGGAAGAGAUACGAAGAGCGCCGGAUGAUGCAUUUGAAGAAAUGAUGUUGUCUCCCAAGUAUGGCGAUGAUUUCAUUCAGUCCAAGUUGCCAUUGCGCCUCCCAUCAAAAGUGGUGUCUCCCGAGUACGAUGGCGACGACGAUGCCGUUCAGUCCACGCUGCCGUGGCCCGUGCCGACUUUGCUGUUCACAGAACAUUAA
Penicillium concentricum is the source of this 3957-nucleotide messenger RNA. RefSeq lists its product as uncharacterized. The record is from RefSeq and is a predicted model, not a curated record. Bases 1 to 3957 code for a protein of 1318 amino acids. NCBI's taxonomy places the organism in Eukaryota, Fungi, Ascomycota, Eurotiomycetes, Eurotiales, Aspergillaceae. Gene Ontology annotation, molecular function: protein binding. The transcript has 2 exons.